GCGGUGGCGGCUCCUUGCGGACCGCGUCCCUGCAGCCUCCCUUUGCCCGGCGGAGACUCAGGAGGAUGAAAGUGAUCACGUGUGAAAUCGCCUGGCACAACAAGGAGCCAGUGUACAGCCUGGACUUCCAGCAUGCGGCAGCCUGCAGGAUCCACAGAUUGGCGUCCGCGGGAGUGGACACCGCCGUCAGGGUCUGGAAGGUGGAGAAGGGGCCAGAUGGGAAAGCCAUUGUGGAAUUUCUCUCCAAUCUCGCUCGGCACACCAAAGCUGUCAAUGUUGUACGGUUUUCACCGACUGGGGAGAUCUUAGCAUCCGGAGGCGAUGAUGCCGUCAUUCUGUUGUGGAAGAUGAAUGAUAGCAAGGAGCCAGAGCCGAGUGCCUUUCAGGAGGAGGACGAGGCUCAGCUGAAUAAGGAGAACUGGACCGUGGUAAAAACCCUGAGGGGCCACUUAGAAGAUGUGUAUGAUAUUUGCUGGGCCACUGAUGGGAAUUUGAUGGCCUCCGCCUCUGUGGAUAACACGGUUAUCAUAUGGGAUGUCAACAAAGGGCAGAAGAUUUCCAUUUUCAACGAACAUAAAAGUUACGUACAAGGAGUUACCUGGGACCCUUUGGGUCAAUAUAUUGCGACCCUGAGUUGCGACAGGGUGCUGCGGGUCUAUAGCACUCAGAAGAAGCGUGUGGCUUUCAACAUUUCAAAGAUGCUGGGACCCGAAGGAGAGGCACGGAGUUUCCGGAUGUUUCAUGAUGACAGCAUGAAGUCAUUCUUCCGCAGACUCAGUUUCACUCCAGACGGGUCUUUGCUUCUCACUCCAGCCGGAUGUAUGGAAUCUGGUGAGAAUGUGACAAACACAACCUACGUGUUCUCCAGGAAACAUCUGAAAAGGCCAAUCGCCCACCUUCCAUGCCCUGGGAAGGCGACUCUCGCUGUCCGCUGCUGUCCAGUCUACUUCGAACUGAGGCCGGCAGCGGAAACAGAGGAGCCCAGCCCCGAGCUGGUGAGCCUGCCCUACCGUAUGGUGUUUGCUGUGGCCUCCGAGGACUCCGUACUGCUGUAUGACACGCAGCAGCCUUUCCCAUUUGGCUACGUGACGAACAUCCAUUACCAUACCCUGAGUGACAUUUCCUGGUCCAGUGAUGGGACCUUCCUGGCCAUUUCCUCCACGGACGGUUAUUGCUCGUUCGUGACCUUUGAGAAGGGUGAACUUGGCGUCCCUUUGAAAGAGAAGCCAGUGUUGAGUGUAAGAACUCCUGAUACAGCCAAGAAAACCAAGAGCCAGACACACCAGGGAUCUCCACCAGGGUCCAGAUCGGCCGAAGGAACCCCCACCGACAGAGUCCAAGAUGCCAGCAGUCCCUGCACCACCCCCUCACCUACCCUGCAGUCUCCAGUUCCCUCUGCCUUCAAGGACAGUCCCUCGGCCCCUGCUGUGGGAGCCCCUCCUGCUGGAGCCACUCCUGCGGGCAAAAGCUCCUUGCCACGGCCUUCUGAGGAGAAAACCCUGCAGCCUGCUGGUCAGAACACAAAAGCUCCCCAACCCCGGAGGGUCACCCUGAACACACUGCAGUCGUGGGGCAAGACAACUCCCCGGCGGAUAAACCUAACACCGUUAAAGGCAGACGCUGCGCCAAAUCCACUACCCACCGGCGGAACUGCCACCUCCUCCACGGAAGAGAUGGCGUCAGAGAUGCCUGAAGAGCCCCAGGAGGAGCCUCCCCAACUAAAGAGGCUCAAACUUCAGGAACAUGAAGAAGGUGCUGAAACCCUAGGUACGGAUGAGGCGUCCAAGUCUGCUUGA
Arvicola amphibius (Eurasian water vole) is the source of this 1796-nucleotide messenger RNA. It is a transcript of the gene Chaf1b, whose product is annotated as chromatin assembly factor 1 subunit B. Gene Ontology annotation, cellular component: nucleus; CAF-1 complex. Gene Ontology annotation, molecular function: protein binding. The transcript is spliced from 14 exons. Lineage: Eukaryota; Metazoa; Chordata; Mammalia; Rodentia; Cricetidae. Bases 66 to 1796 code for a protein of 576 amino acids. Gene Ontology annotation, biological process: DNA replication-dependent chromatin assembly; nucleosome assembly. The record is from RefSeq and is a predicted model, not a curated record.